AUGAUGGAUGCUGCUGCAAAACAGCCUAAAUUAGUAACAGAGGAUGCAAAGAAAGUAUUGCCAAAAGAAAGUAUUGAGAAAAAGGAAGUGGAAGAAAACAGAUUGAAUCGAGAAAAUCGAAUUCUGAGUCAGAUGGAGCGCAGAAUUGCCACUUAUCAGCUAAGUUGUACCAAAUUUGGUAAAGACACUCAAAAAAGAUAUCAAAAUCAAACAAUGUCAAAAUCACAACUGAAAUCGUUAAAUCUCGAAGAAGUUGAAGAGGAGAAGCAUGCACUUGCUAAACAUUUGCGCUCCAUUGCUCCAUUCAAUCGCCGUUGGCAGGUGACUGAAACAAUCAAUGAAGGAACAUAUGGUGUAGUAUUUGCAGUACGUGAUGUAGAAACCGGUACAAGAGGUGUUAUAAAAGUUGCUAAAUCAGUAGGUAAUGAUGCAGGUAAUCAAGCAGCAGAAUGGGAAGGUUUCGUACUGGAAAAAAUUUAUAAAAAUAAUCCAAAUGCAAGCAUCGUGCGAUUGUUAGAUAAAGGUAUGCUUGCUGAUCAAAAUGGUGCAGGGAUGGAAUUUAUGGUACUUGAAAAAGCAGAAGUUGGAAUUGUGGAAUGGCUCAACAAUUACAGUGGUUUAAAACGGAAACUUGCAGUUACUCAAGCUAUGCUACAAAUGUUAAAAGGAAUUCAUGAUAUGCACCGAGAAGGUUUAUUGCAUCGUGAUCUGAAACCGGAUAACAUGGGUAUAUUAAGUAGUGAACAACCUUUUGUAGUACUGUUUGAUUUGGGCAUGACAAAAAUGUAUACUGAUGAAAAUGGAGAAUGUCGGACACCACGAUCAAUAUGUCCGUUUCGUGGUACCCCGGAAUGGUGCAGUGGGUGGGCAUCAAAAGGUCGUGAGCAGAAUCGUUUCGAUGACUUAAUCGCAUGGUUAUAUGUGGCAUGUGAACUUUACGACCCAACUGCUAGCGUUACACAGCCAUUGCCUUGGACAUAUCGUCAAAGCGAACGGAUUGUAAACUACUUAAAAACAAUUUAUUGUCCGGCACAAAUUUUGCUACGGCGAGCACCGAGGCAAUUCUACGAAAUUAAUACAUAUUUAAUGACAGCAAAUCGAAAUACAACACCGAAAUACAAAUUCCUUGCUGACAAAAUGAUGGAAGCAAUCAAUGAGUUGCAAGCUUUGGUCGAUCAAGAGAAAGAUGAAAAAAGUAGUGGAAAAAAACAUGGAAAGAAAGAAGCUUCAAUUAAAACAGAUAAAACACCAGCAGAUAAAACAACUGAAAAUGUUGAAAAAGUUCAAAUGAAGAAACAAACAAAAGAAAAAGGAAAAAAAUAA
Messenger RNA from Brugia malayi, 1323 nucleotides. RefSeq lists its product as uncharacterized. Gene Ontology annotation, biological process: peptidyl-serine phosphorylation; signal transduction. The coding region runs from base 1 to 1323 and encodes 440 amino acids. Lineage: Eukaryota; Metazoa; Nematoda; Chromadorea; Rhabditida; Onchocercidae. Gene Ontology annotation, molecular function: ATP binding; protein serine/threonine kinase activity. The record is from RefSeq and is a predicted model, not a curated record. The transcript has 10 exons. Gene Ontology annotation, cellular component: cytoplasm; nucleus.